Molecule: messenger RNA, 449 nt
Organism: Cuscuta epithymum
Lineage: Eukaryota; Viridiplantae; Streptophyta; Magnoliopsida; Solanales; Convolvulaceae
Source: the annotation of a GenBank genome assembly
UCCAAAUCCACAAUCUUACAGCAGGAUAAAAUGAAAAACCAAAAGUAAACAAUAAACUUCAGACAAUCAAAAUAAAUAAAAGCAAAAAACAAAUCUUCUAUCCCAUCUUCCCCAUCACCACCAAUGACAGUGGUUCAGGAAGGGGACGAUCCUCAACUGACCCGUCCUCGAAUUCGGUUUCAUCCAGAUCCAAUUCUUCAACUUCCUUUCCAAUGGCUCUUUUCUUGUACUGAUCCACGAUCUUUACCAUGUAGUCUCGAUUUCCUUUUGUCCAAAACUGAUCGGGCCUCCCGGCAAAAAACCCUAACGCCGCCUGCUUUCUCGCUGUCGCCCCGUCUCACGCCGCUUCCUUACUGCCGACAAAGACAAACCGGCCUUCAUGCUAAGCUCCUCAACCCUUAUCUCCUUCCACAGGCUCAAGAACAAAAAAGAAAAGCUGAAUAUUGGGC